This is a messenger RNA of Megalobrama amblycephala (Wuchang bream), 4058 nucleotides long. RefSeq names its product podocalyxin-like (gene podxl). The transcript has 16 exons. Lineage: Eukaryota; Metazoa; Chordata; Actinopteri; Cypriniformes; Xenocyprididae. The record is from RefSeq and is a predicted model, not a curated record. Gene Ontology annotation, cellular component: apical plasma membrane; microvillus membrane. Gene Ontology annotation, biological process: cell migration; positive regulation of cell-cell adhesion mediated by integrin; regulation of microvillus assembly. Bases 970 to 2352 code for a protein of 460 amino acids.
GCAGUUUAUCAUCCGCUCCACCAGGCGGCAGAAGCUUGAGUGACUUCAAUCACUUUAACCAGAUAAUUCGGAUUCUUCCUUGACAUCAAUCUUCAGGCGCCACACACGGUUCAUGUCCAUAAAAAGGGAUGUGUUUGGCACGUACAGUCAGGGACGUGUGGACGGACAUUGACUAAUGAUGGACAGAAUGAGAGAUGUGUUUGGAGCGUCACACCCAGGGACGUGUGGACUGACAUUCGCUCUAAUGAUGGACUUCUGCUCGUGGAUGGGACAUGGGCCAGUUUAUCAGUGAUGCAGCAAGGGUUCCAUUGAAGCCCCAUAUCGAGGAAAGUAGAGCACAGAUCAGAAAGUAAGGGAGUGUGAUCAAGACAUGACCAGAUUCAAACCGAAAUUCUCCAACACCUUGAGUUAGAAGAGGACAUGGCCAAUCCGUUUGAGACGUGGCACACCGUCGACAGGACACCAGACGGUUAAGGGAGUUGUUUGGAGCGUACAGUCAACAGAAGCAGAGCUCUGGAACGUGUGGACAGACAUUCACUGUAAUGAUGGACAUCUGCUCUUGGACAGGUUAAAGAAAAUGUGUCAUCAAUCAUUUCUAUCAAACAAUCUGUGUUUGUUUGUAUGAAAGAACAUCUGAUGUAUGUUGCUUUAAUUUGAAGAAGACCACAGAUGAGAAAGCAGUGGUGCACAAUCAAGACAUGACUGGCUUUGAACUUGCAUCCCAGCAGCUCCAACAUAUAUAUUGAGGAUAAGCACAGACCACUGCACCAAAGCUCCCAUGCAGCAUUUUACAUACCCAAACCAGGACAGGGACCCAUCAAAAGUGACCCAACCCAACAAGGGAGACACAUUGUCAUGAAGAGGGCUGGUGCAGAUCUCCUGUCCCGGCUCCAUCGCCUCAGCAUGAGGCUCUACAGUUGCAUUCUGAGAUAAUCUACAGGCUUUGGGUAUCAGACCAGAGGCAGAUAGAUGAUCCUUCUACAGGUCAAAGGUGCUCUCCUGCAUGAUGCCUCAACGCAAAUCAAUGCAUCCACCUCAUCGGGCACCACUAAACCCCCCUCAGUGGACAUCACUAAACCCACCUCAGUGGACACCACUAAACCCCUCUCAGUGGACACCACUAAACCCGCCUCAGUGAUCCCCACUUCACCCACCUCAUCUAACCCCAUUAUAUCCACCGCAAUGAACCUGAUCUCCACUAAACCCUCCACACUGAAUCUGGAAGCAUCCACCAAACUGAACCCCACUACAGUAAACCCCACUACACCCACCAAACAGAACAUCACUAAACCCAUCCCUACACAAAACCCCACUACAUCCAACACUACACCCGCCGAACUGAGCCCCACUACUUUAAAGCAUCCCACUACUUUAAAGCAUCCCACAUCAUCUUUGUCACCCCACUCCACUCCUUUGGCGUCUUUGACUACUAAAGAGCCAACCCAGCAACCCAGUACGUCUGAUUCACCCCGAGUUACAACCCAAAUCACAACAAUUCAACUCACCACAACCAACACAAAUCCUACAGACUCCAAAGUUCAACAGUCCUACAGUACUAAAAGUUCAACACCAUUCAGCCAAGAUACCACCAGCUCAAAUGAACCUGCAACCACUACCAAUAAAAGAAGUGGAACUUCCCCAAACUACCAGACAGUCCCAUCAGCUGGUACCGCAAAUCCAGCAACAGAGCCUACAUCGACUGUUUCUCAAGAUUUUCCGAAACAGGAAACACAAACAACUUCUGCUCCGAUCACAUCAACCACACUUCCGGGCACAACAAGACCUGUCAACGUGGAUAAUAAAAACCCUACUUCAGAAAAUUUCACACAUGAUGUCUUUGAUCUGAGUCACAGCAGUAACGGGAACGUCGUGCAUGAAACCUGUAAGAAGCUGGGUCAGAAUCUGAAAGGAAAUUGCUCGGUCACUGUGGAAAUUCAAGGCAAUAAAUUAAUUGGAACAUUUACAAUAAACGCUGACCAAAUGAUACCGACAGAGAGCUACAAACCUCAAAAACAGGAAGAUGACGUUACAACAGACAAGGAGACGAUACCAGACACGUUGAUUGCCAUCUUGGCUUCGUGUGGCGCUUUGGUGCUCAUUUUGUGCUGCUUUGCUGGAUACUGCACUUAUCAUCGCAGAUCCUACAGGAAGAACCAGCAACACCUGACGGAAGAGCUGCAGACAGUGGAGAAUGGUUAUCAUGACAAUCCCACACUGGAGGUGAUGGAGAUACAGCCCGAAAUGCAAGAGAAGAAACUGACAUUGAACGGGGAGUUCAACGACAGCUGGAUCGUCCCCAUAGACAACCUACUGAAAGAGGACAUACCCGAUGAAGAAGACACCCACUUGUAAUGGCACCGGAUGAGCCGUCAGGAGCGGGAAACCUGCUGCUCUCAUAACGGUAGAUUGUGACCAGACAGAAUGUAGGAAAAGCAGAGAUUGAUGUAAAGACUAUCAAACGACAAUGGUUUCAUUUGCUGCCGGGAUGUAUAUGCUGUAAUUAAGUAGUUAGAUGUCAAGUAAGUGCUAGAAAUAGCUUUUGUGUGUCACUGUCUAUGGGAAAGGGAAAAGUCUGAGUUGUGUAUAUGGACUGUCAAUGCACAAUCUUUGUGCCUUAACUUUACUUCAUCACAUUUAUUUUAAUUUUAGCAUAUCGCUUGGCUAACAAUCUGGCCUGUUUCUAAUUUAAAACAGAUUUGGUUCAAUAAUUUUCAGUAUUGAGUUAAAAAAUGAAUUUUGAAUUUAUAUUUUUUGUGAUUUUUCGCUCAGCAUCUUGGAAGUUUUUUCCCACUGCAGUGCAUUUGUGGACUGCCUUCUAAAUGUGAUUCUGCCUUAGAGUUUGUUCAAAAUGAGGCAUCUUAAAAUGCAGCAUGUUCACUGCCUCCGCAUCGGAGGCAUGCCUUAUGAUCAGGAUUGCCAGGUCUGUGCAACAAAAUUAGCCCAAUGGCCGAAUUCUCCACUGAAUUUGUACAUCUGAGGGGUGUUUUGGGGCUGUUGGAGUGCCAAAAUCGUACAUACAGGGGUGGAAAUCAACCCGCAAGAAUUUUUUUUUUUUUUUUUACCUGCGGCAACAACUUAAAAGCACAAUUCCGCAGAUUUGACAACACUGCUCAUGAUGCCUUAAAAUGCCUUUAAGCACUGUCAAGUUUAAGUUUCAUGUGCAAAUUGCUCUGUUUUUCUCUAAAACUAUAUAUUCAAGAUUCAGGGUUCACACAGUUUUUGAUCAGUAAAUGUCCAUGAUUUUUCCAUGAGUUUUCCAAUAAUGUGAUUUUAAAAAUCACAUUAUGGAGACAGCAGUCACAAAGUAACUUUUCAUUACUAUUAGAAAUUUCCAUUACUUUUAGGAAAUCUCAUUAAUCCAGGACUGUUUGAACCCUGUAUUCGUUCUUGAGAUGAACGCAAUUGUUACGCCUGUAUAUAAUGCUUAUUUUUUAUGCUUUUUUUUUUUCUUUUUCAUUAAGUUUGUUUUCUGUUUAGGGAAGAUUAACACUCAUAUAGGCACAACAUUACACUGUGACCAAUGGAUAAUUCAUCCUGGUAAAUUAGACUAUGGUUCAAGAUAACUUUUGCAUUUUCUUCCCUCUGCACUACUUGCGUCUUUGUGUUGGUAAUUAUGUAUGAAGGUUUACAAUCUCGUUAACCUGAAACAAUUGACACUAAAUCCAACAUAACUCACUCAAGUUUAUUUACAGGUAUUAAAUAUUCAUAAGCCAACUUCUUUAAUUAGAAUUUUCAGUUUAGUAAAUUGAUCACCUUUUUGUUUGGGGAUGGUUUAUUUAAUUGUUUUGAUGUUGAUUUCACCAAAACAUUUUUACAAUUUUUUUUGUUGUUGUUGUUGUAUUUGCAUGUACUACACCAAUUUUCAUUAAGAGAUUCACUGCUGCCUCAGUUUAGCCGAUCUACUUCCACCAAAGUAUUAAGGUUGAAUUUAUUGCUGUAUUAUGUAUUUGAAGUCAGUUUGCUGCUGUGCGAACGACAGGGGUCUGAUACACUGGAAGCUGCAUCUGUCAGAUUGGACAGGGACAGCCAUGAUUUCUAAUAAAAUUUUAAAAGAAAAA